Vigna radiata var. radiata (mung bean) is the source of this 1764-nucleotide messenger RNA. Its product is annotated as sugar transport protein 5. Gene Ontology annotation, biological process: monosaccharide transmembrane transport. The transcript is spliced from 4 exons. NCBI's taxonomy places the organism in Eukaryota, Viridiplantae, Streptophyta, Magnoliopsida, Fabales, Fabaceae. Gene Ontology annotation, cellular component: membrane. Bases 101 to 1639 code for a protein of 512 amino acids. The record is from RefSeq and is a predicted model, not a curated record. Gene Ontology annotation, molecular function: monosaccharide transmembrane transporter activity.
UAAGACUACAUUCAAUUGUCAAGUUCUUGUGAUGGAAUCUUACACCUAACAACAAUAUAGCUGUUUUCAGUGUUUAGAAAGGAAAAACAGCGACCAAAAAAUGGCCGUGGGAGGAUUCUCCGUUGAUGCUUCUUCAACCAUGGCCUUCGACGGCAAGAUCACAGUCUCCGUUCUCAUCACUUGCAUCGUUGCUGCAUCCAGUGGCCUAAUUUUCGGAUACGACAUCGGAAUCACAGGAGGUGUUACCACCAUGAAACCAUUUCUUGAAGAAUUCUUUCCAUCGAUAUUAAGAAAGUCUGCCAGAGCUGAAAGAAACGAGUAUUGUGUGUAUGAUAAUCAGCUGUUUACACUAUUUACGUCCUCCCUUCAUCUGGCGGGAUUAAUAUCCUCUCUCUUGGCCAGUCGUGUCACCACCGCGUUGGGUCGGAGAAACACCAUGGUCUUUGGUGGUUGCAUCUUUUUUGCCGGUGGUGCCAUCAAUGGUGCUGCUCAAAAUAUUUUCAUGCUCAUCUUAGGUCGAAUCUUACUUGGCUUUGGGGUCGGUUUCACUAAUCAAGCAACGCCAGUGUACUUGUCGGAAAUCGCUCCACCCAGAUGGCGAGGCGCGUUCAACACAGCCUUCCAGUUCUUCAUCGGACUCGGCGUGGUGGCGGCGAACUUCAUAAACUACGGAACGGCGAGGUUUCCAUGGGGGUGGCGCGUGUCACUGGGCCUCGCCACGGUCCCCGCAAUCAUCAUGACAAUUGGUGCCUUGCUAAUCCCGGACACUCCCAGCAGCCUAAUAGAACGCGACCACAUAGAUGAAGCCCGAAAUGCCCUUCGCAAAGUUCGGGGCUCCGCCGUUGACGUGGAACCCGAACUCCAAGAACUCAUCAAAUCGUCGCAGGUUUCCAAAGCCAUUGAAAAGGAAAGUGUUAGGACCAUUUUUGAGGAACAAUAUCGGCCUCAGUUGGUUAUGGCGUUCGCUAUUCCACUGUCUCAGCAGCUUACGGGGAUCAACAUUGUGGCCUUCUAUGCUCCUAACCUCUUUCAGUCUGUGGGCUUAGGAAAUGACUCUGCGUUGCUUUCCGCCGUUAUACUCGGACUCGUCAACCUCUCUUCCAUCCUCGUCUCAACUGCGGUUGUCGAUCGCUUUGGCAGAAGAUUCUUGUUCAUAGCUGGUGGCCUUCAAAUGCUUCUGUGCAUGCUUGCGGUGGCUAUUGUGCUGGCAGUGGCGAGUGGUGUUCAUGGUACAGAGAACAUUUCAAAGGACAACACCAUAUUGGUACUAGUGUUGUUUUGCUUCUACGCUGCAGGUUUUGGUUGGUCCUGGGGCCCUCUUUGCUGGCUAAUUCCAAGCGAGAUUUUUCCCUUAAAGAUAAGAUCUACUGGACAAAGUAUAGCUGUUGCAGUGCAAUUCUUCACCGUGUUUGUUCUAUCUCAGACUUUCUUGACAAUGCUUUGCCACUUUAAGUUUGGGGCUUUCCUCUUCUAUGCGAGUUGGAUUGCAGUCAUCACCAUCUUUGUCAUACUGUUCUUGCCCGAGACCAAAGGAAUUCCUUUGGAUUCAAUGUAUGCAAUUUGGAGCAAACACUGGUAUUGGCGAAGGUUUGUUGUCAAAGGACAAGUUAGCCAAUAUAAUCUUCCAAUGAAUAAUUAGUAUUAGUACAUAUAAUAUGUUUGGUCUAAUUUGUAGGUCUAAAAUAAAAUCUUGUAUACUGUGGCUACAUGCAUAAUGUAUAUGAAUGCAUGAAAGCCUAUAAUAUAUGGUUGGAUGUAUUUGCA